GGGAUACCCUUUAACUUUUGUAAGUUUAAGGAAAUACUUUAAGGUGAGAUAUUUUAGUUGUUUUCUUUUAAGUUGAUGAGUUAAAGGUGAGUAUAUAUCAUAUCAUAUCCAAAUCCUUACCUCUAUUCUAGAAGGUAAAAGAGACUCUUUCUGUGAAUUAUUAUUAUUACUCCAAGAUGAUCUUUUUACCCCAAAUCCAAUAAACCCUUUAAAAGGGUAUUCAAAAACAAGAGAAUCCCUCAAACAGACAUUGGGCCUGGGAAACCACGUCGCAGCAGCAAAUCCGUUGGAAUAUUGGGUAUGCAAAUUAAUUUUUUUCCGUACCUACAGACCAGUCCCUCAACACCCCUCUCUCGCACCGUUUUUUAAGGCCACCCUGGAUUCUAGCGCCCUCAUGUGAUGUGAUGCUGUGCCAGCAUUUUGUUUCAGAUCAGCGGUCGUCGUCGCGUCAUGUUGGGAUACAAAAAAAGUGUACAAAAAAAGAGGAAAAAACGUAAGCGAAAAAUAUUCGAAAGCGUAAAAUCAACCGCAAAAGUUGAGCUGGCAAUGCCGUAGAGUUAUUUUGUAUGGCAACUUUUUAAGAGUGUUGGAAAAGGUGAAUUUACGGUACUAAUAAUAAGUUAACCAACACUUGGUUUUUAGUUUAGAAGAAGUAUUAUUAAAAGGCUUCACCAUUUUCUGUAAAUUUAACAUUUUUAUUAAGGAAAAUUAACUCCAAAAUGCAGCCACACAAUUUUGAGCUGUCAAAUAGAAAUCUUGACAAAGGAAAAGAAAAUUUUUACAAAUUGCUGAAAAGCAAAUAAAAUUCAUACGAAAAACAUGAAUAAAGAAAGAAAGCCUGAUAACAAGGAAGAGAGCAAAGAUGGUUCAGAUGCGGAAGCUGAAGAAUUCCGCAGAGCGCUCAAUGAAGAAUUGGGUAACAUUUCCGGUUUCGAAUCUUCUGAUGAUUCACGGGAAGAGAUAAAAAAAGAGUUUUUGAAGAAAGAACAGGAAGAACAAAAUGAAAAUCAGGCUAAGGCCAAGUCCAACCAGAAGAUGAACCAAUGGUAUCUGAAGGAGUUCCAAGAGCAAAUGGGUUUGGAUAUCGAAGAUUCCGAUGACCAAGGAGAUAAAGAUGGAGGUAAAACUGAAAAGUCAUCUAGCUCGGAUUCGGAUGAUGUCAGUGAUUGGGGUAAUACCAGCUCUGAUGGUUCACCCGGCGAGGAAUGGCUGUCGAGUAUAAAGAGCGUUAAUCUUCUUUCGCUGGGGAAAAGAGACUCGAAGUUAAAGCCUGAAGAGGAAUGCAAUCCACGUCCUGCUUAUAGUGGGCCCAUGCCUUCGAUGCCCAUCUACGAUGAGGAAACCAGUCAGUUUGAAAUGGUGCAGACUUUCAAAGAACCUGAAACUAGUGUUCAGAGACUUAAAAUAGAAAAGAAGAAGAAUGAUAGUGACAAAAGCGAUUCGGACAGAAGCGAAAAGGAUAAGGAUAAAUCUUCGUCUGACAGUGAUUCUAGUUCAGAAUCUAGCUCUAGCAGUGACACUUCCAGUCGCGAGGAUGAGGAAGUCAGUGCUUCCACAGAUUUCGAUGACCAAGCUGCCACUAAUAAAAUAUCGUAUUGGGAGGAAAUGUCCGGACUGCCCGUGGACAAUGGUGAAAUAACCCACGAAGAACUCAUGGCUAUUUUAAAGGAAGAAGAAAACUCUCCUGAAAAGGGCCCUAAUGCUCAGGAAAAUCAAAGUGAUUCCGAGAUGGAUGUAGAUGCCGGUGCAGGACUGGUUAAUCCAAAUGAUGGUUCGGACUUUUUCGAAGAUAAUGCUCAGUUUCCAGAGGUCCUGGAAAACUUCAGUGUGCUAGUCAUCAAAGAGGAUUCAGUUUUCGUGGAGUACGAUCUGGCAGUCAGGAACAUAGUUAAACUCGUUAGAUUGGCUCCAAGUCAUUACAAAUACGAGAUAUUUCUACUGCUAUAUCCGUUGAUUGCCAUAGCCUAUCUGCAGAUGAUAGCCAGUGAUAAGGUUCAGAGAGCAAGGUUGUUCCUGAAUCGCUAUCAGGACCAUCUAGAUGAUUCCUUUUCAUCAAGAAUAUUGAAAAUCAGAUACAUAUGCAGGCCGGAUGAAGUGCCCAAUAAGGCCAGAAAAUUGUUGGCUGGUCAUGAGAAGUUAGACAUUCAGAUGUCAGAAGGAGCUCAUAGGCAGAUUAUCUACUGUAUGGAGGACUGGCCAAGGGGUCAGCAGGAGAUUCUUUUGGCCCAUUUUAAGAUUCAAAGCUACAGUGAGGCAGCUAUUCCACAGCAGCGUUACAUGCCUGGACAACCUCUCUUGGAACCCAUAUUUUACGGUGCCCCCGAACCUUUGCAUAAAAAGGACUUUAGUACUCGCCCUUUCCUGCAGAAACGUCGCAGGCGAAAGAAUGAACCGCAAAUCUGCAAGAAUCUACAUUUGCCUUUGCCCGGAAAGAUUUAUAAUCCCAAUCCGAAGAGAAUGGACUUGCUUCAUCGGAAGAAUGAUGAACAGCAUAGAGACAGGCUGGAUCGUAAUAAAUUGCCUUCUACUUACCUUUACACCUCUGCUCCCUCCGAUGAGGUGGUACUUUGUGUCACCUUCUCGGAGAGCAUCAGCAUGCUAGCCCUGGGCACCGUAUCCUCAACCAUAUACAUUUUCUCUUUAAAGCCUUCGAAAUUGGUUCAACUUAAGCCAGCAACUUGGCUGAAAGUGCUGGACACCGGCAUGGCUGGGAUUGAUAAGGGCAUGUUGGAUCCAACCAAGAAGUUCACCCGACGUACUCUUCACGGGCAUCAGGGACCUGUUUACGGUUGUUCCUUUGACCCGGAGGAUCGGUUUAUGCUAAGCUGUUCGGAGGACUUCACCGUACGUUUGUGGUGUCUUCUAUCCUGGAAUUGUGUGGUCAUUUAUCCUGGUCAUCUGUCCCCCGUUUGCUUUGUGGUUUAUGCCCCAAUGGGUUUUUAUUUUGCUACAGCCUCGGAUGAUUGUACGGCCAGAAUUUGGGUGCAGGAUAGUAGGAAACCAGCUAGAAUUCUGCAAGGACAUUUGGCAGAGCUAGCGGUGUGCCAAUUCCAUCCCAAUCGUCACUACUUGGCCACUGGAUCUGCCGAUUGUACAGUGAGGAUGUGGGAUCUAGUCAGCGGCUUACAAGUCCGUCUUUUCAGAGGUCACAAGGAUAGGAUUACCACCUUGGUCUUCUCUAUUUGUGGUCGUUAUUUGGUUUCAGGCGGUGAUGAUAAGCUAAUCAUAAUUUGGGACACAGCCAGUGAGACGUUAGUUCGUUUUUUGGACCAUCACCAGUCAUCUAUUAACACCAUGGCUAUAGCCUUGGAUAAUAACUUGUUGGUGGUGGGCGGGCAGGACUAUCAAUUGAGCGUUUGGGACUUUGAGCGAGUGCUGAAGGAAUAUCUGAGCAGGUCUAAGACUUUACGAAAGAAAAGCAAUGCGGAAACUCACGAAUCAAGUGUUCAGGAUUUGCUAGUUAACUCGUUUUUCAGCAAGGGAGAACCGUUCUACACGAUCCAUUUCAGCCGUCGGAAUCUACUGCUGGCCUUUUGUGUGUCUCCGCGGGAGUCCAGGAAUGAGGUCCCUGAGGACACCACCGAACAGCCUAAGGAUAAGUUAGUCGAGGAACUCAAUGAUUGGUUUGAUUUUAUGGACUUGAUGAAGUUUAAGGCUUGCUCUGGUCUAGGUAACAAGUUGACUUUGGAUACCUCAUGUGUGGAGGAGGAAAAUGAGUUUGAAUAGAGAAAAACUGAAGUUCAGAACUGGAAAUUGCAUUCAGCAGACAGCUUUUAUAACCAGUUUAUAAUAAAUCUACCAACUUCUGA
Drosophila eugracilis is the source of this 3809-nucleotide messenger RNA. RefSeq names its product transcription initiation factor TFIID subunit 5. Gene Ontology annotation, molecular function: RNA polymerase II general transcription initiation factor activity; protein binding. The record is from RefSeq and is a predicted model, not a curated record. Bases 820 to 3726 code for a protein of 968 amino acids. The transcript has 5 exons. Lineage: Eukaryota; Metazoa; Arthropoda; Insecta; Diptera; Drosophilidae.